Molecule: messenger RNA, 5055 nt
Organism: Schistosoma bovis
Lineage: Eukaryota; Metazoa; Platyhelminthes; Trematoda; Strigeidida; Schistosomatidae
Source: the annotation of a GenBank genome assembly
UUGCAUUCGACUUCGAAGGUCGGCGCGCUUAUUGGUUUGGUUGAGACACUACAAUUUGAUUCAUAUGGACUUCUAGGUUGCAUCAGAAAUACAAGGAAUUAGUCAAUAUUAUCGCUGGAUAGUUUCAUUGUUACCAGGUAAUUUCUCCUUUGUUCUCUUGGAGAAUACUGAACAUACACAUCAGCAAAUUGCCUGACAACGACGUACUUCUUGACAACUCAUCUUCCCUACGACUAAAAUAUAGACAGAAAGUUUUGUAAUGAGACACCACCUUCAGUGUUUAUGGAACAAAGUUGAAAACGCUCCUGUCAUUGUUAAUACAGAUGUUGUACGGACAGUAUAUAGAUUUAAUCAACCUGCGUGUUCUUUUGGGAAUUGCCAAACGACAUGUAAAUACUUAUCUUCUUGCCUAAAUGGCUUACUCAAAAUAAAUGUACUGAACGAAGAAAUAUGUGAUAAAACUGAACCAGAGUCUCCUGUUGAAAAUUUACUGACGCAUAGCCGUAAUGGUUUGAAGAAUUAUGGGAGUACGUGUUACUUAAAUGCAUUUUUGCAGCUUUAUUUUCGGUUCAAGGAACUUCGAAAAGCAAUAUAUGAUAUCCCAUCACAAGCUGACGAAACCGGUAUAAUACACCAGCUACAAUUAAUAUUCAGUCAACUUCAGUUAAACAAUUCAGGUAUUGUUGAUCCAGGAGGUUUGAUUGAAGCAUUGCGGUUGUGUGAUACAGAGCAACAAGAUGCUCCUGAGUUCCAUUGUUUAUUUAUGAAUUUAUUAGAAGCACGUUUCCAGCAAGUUGGUGUAUCUGUUAUUGACGACUUGAUUAGAGGAGAAUAUAUUUAUGAAAAUAGCUGUCUGAAAUGCGGUUUCACAUCUCGGUUACCUUCAAAGUUUUUAGAACUAUCAUUGAAAGUUUCUUCAAAGUCACUUCCAGAUUGUAUACGGGAUUAUUUAAAGGAAGAACAAUUAGUUGGCGAUAAUCAGUAUGCUUGUUCACAGUGUGGUUGUAAACGAGAUGGUAUUAGAAGAGCCUAUAUAACACGUGCUCCACCAUUGUUAUGCAUUCAAUUGCUUAGAUUCACCUACGAUUCAAACACUGGUCAACGUAAAAAGUAUAAAGCUUCUAUUCGUCUGCCUGAUCUUCUUGAGUUGACAAAAGUUGUUGAAAAUCCAAAAAGUAAUAAACAUCUAAAUUGUGAACAUUCUGUGGAAUGUUUGAGUGCAGAUUCCGAUCCAUGUCAUCGCGCAUAUCGUCUCUGUGGUGUACUUUUACAUAUUGGCAACCAACCAACAUCAGGACAUUAUAUAGCUGUUCUUAGAGAUUCUUACAAAAGAAUCAAUUUAUCUGGUGAUAAAAACACAGAAUCAAGUACUGAAGAUGAUCAUCCUUUAAAAUCAAAUGAAUGUUGGAGUGUUUGCAAUGAUAUAGAUGUCUUCAACGUACCGUCAAAUCAAUUUAAAUUAGCAAAAAUUAACGGAUCAGCUAAAUCAUUGCAAAGCUAUCUAGCCACUACUGAAACAUCGGAUUCGUCAAUAAACCUUACUAAAUCUGAUCAAUCUUCUGAAAAGUGUUCUAGUCGUAGAGCAGCCAAAAAACCUCGUCAUGAUACUUCCUCAAAUGAUCUUAGUUUCACUGACCUUAAUGAAAGUAGAGAUUCUACAACUUCUAAGUGUAUGUCACAGGACGAUUUAUGGCAUAGUUCAACUAAUGCGUAUAUGGUAUUUUAUGAAUCGGUGGAUAAUUGUAAUAUGGAUGAAGAUAUUACAGUUCCUAGUGACUUACGCAAAACAAUUGAAGAAGUAAAUUUAACUGAACAACAAAAGCGUCUAUCUGAACAACAAAAUAAAGUAAAUCGUAAAAAUCAAUUACUUGAAAUACUAUCCAACCUGAAAUUACCUGAUCCUAUCAAUUCAUCACCGAAUAAUAGUACUUCGAUAUCAAUAAAUCCUCUCGAUAAUGUAUCUUUGGUAUCAACAUCGUGGUUAUGUGAUUGCCUUAAUAAUCCGUUGUUAUUGGGAGAUGCAUGCUUAACUGAUGCUCAGAUAAAAUCGCUUUCAAAACUCAGAGACUACAUAUUUCCCUCUUCUUUAUCAAAUCAAUCAUCUUAUACCUUACGCACCUGUUCACAUGGCCAUGCUCCUACAGAUCUUGUUGCAGGUUCAUACAGAGCUGUUUCUAGCGAAGGUUUUAAAAAGCUUAUUGAGAUUCUCUUCCAAAAAUCAUUUGAUGCCAUUCAAUCUGAAGAUAAUAGGUUUAAUCGAUUUCAACCGUGUCGAAAGUGUAUUACACUAAAUAUCGCAUUAUUAAAAGUUGAAAAUGCAAUUAAAGAAUUAUCUAAAGAAUUGGACUAUUUUAUAAAAACUAAUCAUUUGUCUUCCUCAUAUUAUAAACGUCUUCAAAGUGAAAAGACAGACUCAGUUCCUUUGAAUCCUGAACCUGGAUAUUAUUUAAUUGGUAAGAGAUCUCUUCGUCAAUGGAAAACUCUUGCACGUCAUUUCACACGAGCUUUUUACUCUGAUUAUGAUGAUGAUUCUAAGUCACCAACAACUGGCCAUCAUACACAAACAACAUUUAAUCAUGAUAUUCUUUGUCCUCACGGUCAAAUUUGUACAGAAAAUACACGUUAUUUACCAGCCGUACUUUGGCAUAAAUUAGUCGAUUUAUUUCCUGGUGUAAAGAUUCCUACAUUCCCUAUUUAUAUUCCUUAUGACAAUAACAAUAAUGCAUCUAUCAAUUCCAUUAGUAUAUUCAAUAAAUCAGAGUCAUCUUGUUCUGAAUGUAACGCAGUACAAAAUGACUUGACAAAACGAGCAUUAUGUGAACGUCAAAUGCUUCCUGGCUUAUUCUUGUCAAAUGUUCAACGUAUGCGACUUUUACACUCUACCGGUCAAACAGUAAAUACAGCUGUAAAUAUAAAAGAAGACACUUUAAGCGAAUGCAAAUUUAACUUUGAAGGGGUCAAUAAUUCUAAGUCAGAAAAUUUAAACGGUCAUUCUACAGAUACCGAUAAGAAAUUAAAUAAUUUAAAUACCAAUGUUCUUUACUUGAUUCCAAUGAAUUUUAUUAUACAAUGGAGAAAAUUUAUUCGAAAUCCAACAGCAGAUAAUUUACCUAGUUCGCUAUUAUCUGGCUUUAACUCAGAUGGCGUGCUUUGUGAACAUGGCCAAAUGCUAAAAACAUGGCAUGCUCUUAUAAAUGAGUCAAUAUUGUGUCCCUUAACUUUUUAUGAAUGGGAUGUCUUGUCUCACGCAUAUCCCCAUCGUUUUAAGGAAAACGAAAUACCUUUGGAUCAUGAUGGACCGGAGACAAAAAUAACUUUCUAUCCACCGAUGUAUUUACUUCCACAGAAUGAUUCUGAACUGAAGUGGAGAUUGGAACCAUCAUCUUAUGGCAGUUUAUGCCCAAAUUGUCAACCUGAGAUAAUCAGUGAUCAGAUUUUUAAUAAUGCUAGAAUCCGUAUACGUCUGGUAUCUGGAUUCGAUGAAGCAUUAAGUAGUUGCGUCCAGUCAAAACUCACCUCUGUUCAGGAAUCCUUGAAUUGUGUGCCACAGGAUUUUCAAACUGACACAGAAAUUUGUGCUCAACCAACAACUGACAUCAUAAUUCCGAACAAUUCUGAUCAGGAAAUGGAUAAUGUGAGAGAAAUAAAAGAUUAUUUCAAUAAACGAUGUAAUAAUUUAGAAUUAUCCAAUUCUGUUAGCAAAGAUAUCACUCCACGUCUUUCAUCAGAUAAUGAAACUAGUGUAAUAGACCAAUUACCUCCAUCAUCUAAUCAUCAGCAUCAACAUGUGCUUUAUGAUAAUACAAAUAGUCAAUUAUCUAAUCAACAUUUAGAGUCUUCAUCUACAAAUUAUAUUAGACGUUCUUCACGUCAACGUUUUAAUCCUAAAGAUUUAUUGAUCAAAGUGAACAGUAGUGAUACUCUUCUUAAUGUGAAAGUACAAAUUAUGCAAAACUUAGGUGUUAUACCUUCCGAUCAACAUAUUAUGUCAAAUGGUCUAGAACUUACUGACCAUACGAAAACAUUACAAGAGUUAAGUAUUUGUCCCAAGACUAUUCUCUAUUUAUGGUCAGAUGAUCCAACAUGGAAUCCUAAUCGAACAAGUUUUGAUAAUGGUACAAUCAAGUUAACGACACAAAAGUUGAAAUCAAAUAGUCCAUGUAAAUCAAACUCUGAAUCAAUUCAUACAGAAUCAGGAUUCAAAGGAACCCGACUGCUUGAAUUUUAACCGGAUAGUUUUUUUAUUGCUUCAGUUUUUUCUCUACUCUAAUUAACCACUUUACCUGUUGUCCUGCUUUUUUUAUCUUCCAAACACAAUGAUUAUAUAUAUACAUGUAUUUCUUGUUUGCUACUAAUAUUUUAUGUCCUGAAUGAUAAAGAUGCAUGACUUGAACAAUGUCGUAGAUCUAUGACAUAAUUAUAAUAACUUAUGACUAAUCAAGUAUUUUUGCAUGUUUACUUUUAUUUUUAAAAUUGUUAGUUAACAAAGAUUUGAAUCUGUAAACUUAUAUUUGUAUAUAUUCACUGUAUACUUUGAAUCGUACAAUUUAACUCUGGUUUCGAUUAGACGAAAAAGCAUAAUUAUGUCCAAUUAAUUAUGAUUAGUUAGUCAGAUAAACAGUGGGAUCAAGACUUUUAGUUGUUUAAAUUUCUUGAGUCACAUUCUUGAGUACACUUCAUUAUGUACUGUGUUACUUAUACAUGUUACCCCUUGUAGAGGGGCAUAGGCCGCCUACCAGCAUACUCUGUCCUUGGCAGUUGUUUCCACUUGCUAUAUGUUCUUUUUAUGUCUGCUUCAAUCCGUAACACAGUUUGUUCUUUGGUCUUUCACUUUUCCGUUUCCCUUCAAGAUCUCAAGUUAGCGCUUACCUCGUGAUGCAGUUUGAUUAUUUCCUAGAUGUAUGUUCUACCCACCUCCAGCGCAAUUUCCUAGUUUACGCUUUAACUGGAAACUGGUUAUUCUCUCCCACAGUAGGUUGUUGCUGAUGGUAUCCGACCAACGGACAUUGAAUAUAUUGAGUAGAAAAUUGUUAUAAAUACAUGUACUUUUUUAUG